UCAUUAACACCUCUCAUCCAAGCCUGUUGCUGGAGUAUCAUCAGAAAUGGAAAAAUGGUUGUCAAGGGUUGGAACACAGAGGGCUGGACAUUCAGGGGCCAAAGAAAGGGACACUGAAGAGAGCAAGUCAAACAAGAAUGGAAAGUUAGUCAAAAUCCUUAAUGACAACUGUUACCACUUACAUCAAGCCUCUGUGUGUUGUCAAGAGCACCAGCGUCCUGCGUUACCACUGGGGAUCUGCACCAAAUUCAACAAAUCAGACCCUCGCAUUGCCCUAGGAAAGUACUCCCCCUUGGAAAAAGAGAUCCUGCGUCUAGGUGGUGUUCAUACUAAAGCCACAAGAAGGUUUUUGGCUUCCAAACAAGAGGAAGAACGGAAAAUGGUGAGGGACCUGAGGCUUCUGUCUCCAGACUGCAAACAGGCAAUGGAAUGUAAAAAUCAACCUUCCCCUCCAUGUGCUAUGAGUGGACCUGUAAAAAAAUUAUGGACUGCACAAGUAAUUGUGCCUGCUGAGGAGUUCAAAAUGCCCGAGCGGGAGAAGAUCAAUAUCAAGAAGCACGUGGAAAGAAUGCAGUUGGCCAGAGCCUUAGAGAAUAAGCAGGUUUCCUCCUAUGCUGAGAGACUCAGGACAUCCAUGUUUGUGCACCCAACAGCAAAGGGCAAUGGGAGAAAAGAUGGGGACAGUUCUGACAGUGAUAAUAUCAAGCAGGAGGAGAAAAAAGAGGGAGAGAGCAAGGUCACAAGACAAAAAAUAAAAAUGAAUGUCAUUUUCAAGUCAGAAGAAGCAAAAACGUAUUUUCCAUGCCAACCACAUGAUUGCAAGCCUUUUCUUCCCAUACAAACACUGGAACGAUCCAUCACAGGCCUAACAAACCGAAAUCUCCUUCCCAUAGCUAAAUUCCCUGGAGACCUCAUGCUCAUGAACCAGGAAUUUAUAUCCCGGAGAAAUUACUCUGGUGAUAUGAACAGUAUCUACCACCUGCAAAAAAGACAGUGCCUGUAAGAAGUAUGUGGGUAUGAGAGAAUCGACUCCCCGUUUGUAAUGUAACCCCCCCCCCCUGAGCUAUAGAACAGAGCAGUAAGGAAUGUGUCACUCCCUAAAUCCUCCUUGAGAUAUCGGGGCAGGACAGGAAGGAAUGCAUCUGCUAGUCAUUAACCACAAGAUGAUCUGUCCUCUGUAAAGAUAAAGAUAAGUAAAGGAAUGUGCUAGAUUAGACCAGGACUCUCGGUCUCCAUGGUUACUCAGCCCCAGACCCCUCGAAUCAGCAUCUGCCAAGUCCUGCGCCGUUCAAAAUUAACCAAUGCGAUCUGCUUCUGUAAACCUGCUUGCUUCCCGCUUGUGCCCUUAAAAACCCUGCACAAAUUCCCCUCGAGGCCCUCUGCACUCGUUUGCCUGGAGGACCCC
Messenger RNA from Cavia porcellus (domestic guinea pig), 1405 nucleotides. RefSeq names its product chromosome unknown C10orf120 homolog (gene CUNH10orf120). Lineage: Eukaryota; Metazoa; Chordata; Mammalia; Rodentia; Caviidae. Bases 47 to 1003 code for a protein of 318 amino acids. The record is from RefSeq and is a predicted model, not a curated record. The transcript has 3 exons.